ACUGACAUGCUGCAUUGCAACAAGAUGACUUCUCUUCCCCUUUGUUUUCCUCUGUUGGCCAUACUUCUGCAUCCCACUUUCUGCCUCUACAACUGCUCCUCUGAGUAUGAGAGGAUCCCAGAAAGCUCAGACCUGACAGUUGACUGUGGCACCACCAUGAUCACGUUGGAGAUCAACCUAUGCACAGCUCAGUGGGCGGGGUUCAACUCGUCAACCAUGGCGCUGAACGGAAAGCACAAUGUCACAGACUGCCAGGGCUCCGUUGACUCCAGCGUUGACCCUCCCAUCAUUCGCUAUCAACUUCCGGUCAACCACAGCGACCAAAACCCUUGUCGACAGUCCCUGCAGAUUGUGGACGAGACCCCUGACCCGACCGGGCCCUUCAGCAACUUCCUCACCAUCCAGUCGGUCAUCAUAACGGGUUUCAUCGACACCCCCAGAUCCGAGCAGGGGGUGAUCAGCUACACCACUGACCUCUACUACCACUUCUCCUGCCGCUAUCCCUUAGAGUACCUUAUCAACAACACACAGAUUGUGGCCUCUUCGGUUUCUGUGGCAACAAGUGACAACAAUGGAAGCUUCAUUGACACACUAAAAAUGAAUGUUUAUAACGACUCCGACUAUGGCUAUCCGCUAAUCGUCCCUUCAUCAGGUCUACAGCUGCGAACGAGGGUCUACGUGGAAGUAAAAGCUGUGAACCUGACUGGAAACUUCCAUGUGCUGAUGGAUCACUGCUUCGGAACUCCCACCUCUUAUAAUGCGUCACACACUGAGCAACACAACUUCUUCACCGGGUGCUCAGUUGACCAAAGGGCAACAAUAAAUACCAACGGAAACUCCAAAUUUGCCCGCUUUGACUUUGAGGCCUUCCGCUUCGUUCAACACCGCGAGCAGACCAAGUCCAGCAUCUACCUACAUUGUAUUCUCAGACUCUGUGAGCCCACCAAAUGUGAAGAACUCUUGAACGCUUGUAACAGCAGAAAGAAAAGGUCCUUGACCCCUUUCGGACAGGAGGGAAGAGACUCAGCCACUCUUUCAAUCGGACCGCUGUACACCUCCGGAGAAGGCAGGCCUGCAGCAGAAGCCUACCGCGACAAUUUGGCAUCACAGAAGGAUGACCUAAAUGUGACAGGCCUCAUAGUUGGGGUUGUGUUUGGUUCUGCCGCGUCCGUUGUGCUGGUCCUUGGCGGCUGGUUUGUAUUGAAGAAGUUUUGCUGGGCCGGCCGCUUACCUCGCACCUUCAACUGACACCAAUUUUUUAUAUUAUGUUUACAACAAAAGAUAUAUUUUUGUCACAAAAAAAUAUUCUUAUUGAAUCUCAGA
Hippocampus comes (tiger tail seahorse) is the source of this 1323-nucleotide messenger RNA. Its product is annotated as zona pellucida-like domain-containing protein 1. The record is from RefSeq and is a predicted model, not a curated record. Bases 7 to 1248 code for a protein of 413 amino acids. Lineage: Eukaryota; Metazoa; Chordata; Actinopteri; Syngnathiformes; Syngnathidae. The transcript has 10 exons.